AUGUCUUCAUCCAAGAAUCCGCCAUCCCCCUCCAAAACUCUCCAGUCUGGCAGCCAUAUUCCUGAAGGUUUCCUCCCGGAGCGAACAAGCAGUAAGAGGGCUUUCGAGAAGGUAGAGCGCGAGCUUCUCGAGGUUAGACAGGAGUUCGACAAGAAACAAAGAUAUCUGAAGCCGAAGACAAGUUUCGACUCGAACUAUUGGGAAAAGGCUGCUGAAUAUGCAAUGAUGGGCAGAUCAGUGUCCACGCUUGAGCUUCGAAGAGCAGCCAUCGCCUAUGUUGAUAUCGGUAAUCAGGGUUCUCGGGAAGAGUUUUCCGGAUCAGACAAAGCAAAGGCUCUUGAAGAAGCCUCCAAAGCAUGGGCUAUUAAAGAGAACAUCUACAGCAAGCGUGCUGCCGAGCUCAAGACCACCGACAAAGAACACAGUCUACGAAGGUCCUUCAUGCAACUCUUCACUACCUCUACGUUAGGACUGGACAUUAAGCACGCAUUCGCUGGCAAGCGAAACUCUAGCUUGCAGAGCAAUUUCAGACGCGACAUCAUUGAGAAGCAGGGUUUGAGAGAUCCUCGAGGAGGACAGUACGUGAACCAUGUCUGGAACAUCUUGACAGGGAAGUAUGAACUUGAGGAUGGCUUUGUAGCUUCCCACAUCUUUGCGUAUAAGCUUGGUCAGGAGUUGAUGACAGCUGUGUUUGGUUCCGACGCGAAGGAUGAACUCUUUUCAUCUCACAACGGGCUUCUCUUGAAACAAACUAUCGAGGCUCAGUUCGACAGUGGAAUGCUGGCUAUCGUUCCUAACAUCAAGGACCUAGGUUCAAAAGCCGAAGUGCAGUUAUGGAUUAAUUCAGAUCCGCGCGACUACAAAUUCAAGAUCUUCGAUGGCAACCACAAGGCCUUAGAUUGGAAUGCCACUACCGAUCCAAGUGGUCAAGAUGUUACAUUCCGCCAACUCGAUGGAAGGAAGUUGCAGUUUCCAAGUGGUGGCAGACCCAGAGCCCGUUAUCUCUACUUUCACUAUUGUUGCCAGAUCCUCAGGCAGGCUUGGAAAGCAGGAGCAAAGGCUAAUAGCCUCCCCAUAAUGGCAAAAGAACAUGGCAUGUUUGCCUGGGGUACAGCAGGGAGGUACCUCGCCAACGAUCAGAUGCGAGCUUUCAUCGAAGAACUUGGCCACGAGUUCGAGCCAUUGAUGGAAAACGCAACCAAACUUGAUACACCGGCUGAUCGGCAAACCCUUGCUGACGCUGUUACUGGAGCGAUCAUUAUGAGCAGCCAGAAGAAACUUGACGAAGAGGGUGAUGACGAAGAGGGUGAUGACGAAGAGGAUGAUGACGAUGGUGAUGAUGAUUAG
This is a messenger RNA of Alternaria atra, 1347 nucleotides long. RefSeq lists its product as uncharacterized. Bases 1 to 1347 code for a protein of 448 amino acids. Lineage: Eukaryota; Fungi; Ascomycota; Dothideomycetes; Pleosporales; Pleosporaceae. The transcript has 3 exons. The record is from RefSeq and is a predicted model, not a curated record.